Messenger RNA from Medioppia subpectinata, 1465 nucleotides. The record is from the annotation of a GenBank genome assembly. NCBI's taxonomy places the organism in Eukaryota, Metazoa, Arthropoda, Arachnida, Sarcoptiformes, Oppiidae.
ACGACUUCGAGGAAAGAAUACGCCGACGAAAGUGGGAAUAACGGCACAACUGAUAGAUGGCUUGACGAUCACUUUGGCUCCAGUGAUGAGAGUGAUAUCGUUGAGACGUCCAAAACCAGAACCGGAAAGAACGUGAUCAAUGUUAGCCGAACUGGAAGGACAUCGACACCCAUUUCGGCCAUUUCUGGUGAUUAUCAUUCGGUCGACAGAAGGAAUCGACUCCAACAGCGGUCAUCCAAAUCGGGACAGCGAUACACAUCGACCGCAAACUAUUACGCGAAAGACUCGAGAAGUCCGUCGCCGACCGACUACUAUAGGCCCUCUUCUCGAGCCUCUCGUAUUAAAGAAGACGCUUCAGUUCAGGCCUCGCUUUCUGAUGACGAGGAAAGAUCCAAUGACUUCAAAGGCAGGACUCAAAAGAUAUCGUUUGAAAAGCAGGACAGAAGCCGAAGGACUGACUCGAGAGCCGAUUCGCGAUCAGAAACUCCGAGUCGACCCGAGAGGACCUUUUAUUUUGGUGAUGAUAGCCAUCAGCGCAGAGAACAUCGAAGCGAUAAACAGAUUAUCGAAGAAUAUCUUAAUAAACAAAAGUAUUCGACAGAAGAAACUCAUCGAAAAAGUGAUUACAAUAAUAAUGAAGACUCGAGAGGAUAUGUGACGGCAAACAUUCACUCCAAUAGCAAAUCCACUCUAAAUAAUCGAGUUUUAGAUGAAUCCAAAUUUGAUGACAACUUUGAGAGGAGUUUUAAGGGAGACAAAGAGAGGGAUGACGUCGAGCACAAUCUGAACCGAUUCAUGGAUUGGGACAAUCACUAUAAGAGCAUUAAAUCAACUGAAGAGAAGCCUUAUUGGGAAUCGACUGAACCUAAAAGCUUGAAUUCCAGUGAAUAUAUUCAUCCCGUAAUUCAAGACGACUUCUAUUCGUCGAAAAGGGAUCCGUUGUCGAGACAACGAAACUUUGAUUCAUAUGUCUCACCGCCGCCGCUGUAUUCGGACACUGACUACAAAUACAGGCCGUCGACGAGCCCUCCGACCUCUUCGGGCGACACGUGGACUAAGUAUAAGACCAGAACCCGAUCGCCACUAUUCCGGUCGUCGUCGCCGACCGACAACUUUCCAAAGUUUAGUCCGCUUUCCACUAAUGCGCUCCAAAUCAAGAGUUUUACCGACUCUUACGCUAACGGAAGAAAUCAUUCAUCAAAUUAAUCACUUUUUCAUUAAAUCUAAUUUUAAAUUACUGUCAGAAACUAAGAAUCACUUUACAAUUGGAGAGCGAAUUGUAACUUAAUUUUACUAAAUUAAUUAAUUAUAAAAUUUAUUUAAAAAUGUUUAGCAAAUUCCUAACUAAAACUGGUUUUAAAUAAUAUUUUAUUAAUAUUUGUCGAAAUUGUGCCAAAAAUUUAUCUUAAAAUUUGUUAACAAAUAUUAAUAACGGGACAAAAGGCUUAUAAUUUGGAGUCAAUUA